Molecule: messenger RNA, 1521 nt
Organism: Psylliodes chrysocephalus
Lineage: Eukaryota; Metazoa; Arthropoda; Insecta; Coleoptera; Chrysomelidae
Source: the annotation of a GenBank genome assembly
AAGGAUUAAAAAGGCGGAGUUUUCUAUCUCCUUUUAAAAGGCACUCAGCUGCGCAGUGCUACCAUUCUCCGUAUAGUAAAAGAAAAUCAAAGUAUGUGCCUUGGUCAUUCACGUGGAACCUCUAUGUCAUGGAGGAAAGAUUAUUACUCUAUGUGCUUUGUGGUCCCAGUAUGUGCCGCUAGCUUGAUAUAGCCAUAAAUAAUGACAUUUCUCUGUAAUUUGCUGAAUGUAUAUAUACAUGAGACCAGUAGUCUAAAAAAAGAACGAAGAAGACCAAAUUCGAAACAUUAACCUAUCUUUUUAACGUCGUGGUUGUACACUAUUUUGAAUUCCUGAUGUUUUACUCCAAAAGUACUUUUGGUAUACUGGUAUAAAUAGUUUUAAAUUAUGCCUGCCAGGAGAGGAAAUACUUUGAUGUAUAAAGGUAGUAAUUAUCUAAGACAGAGACUAAUUCUUUCAGUUCUAAGUGGUAAACCUAUUGAAAUAUCGGAAAUUAGAACACUUGAAGAUGAACCAGGACUCAAGGAAUUUGAAGUUAAUUUAAUAAGAUUGUUUGAUAAAGUGACUAAUGGUACAUCUAUAGAAUUAAAUGAAACUGGAACUUCUUUAUAUUUUCUACCUGGAUUACUUCAGGGUGGCACAAUAGAACAUGAUUGUUGUGUAGAAAGAGGCAUAGGAUACUACUUAGAAGCACUACUUAUGUUUGGUUUGUUUUGUAAACAGCCCCUAAAUGCAAAGCUGAGAGGAGUCACAUCAAAUAACAUUGACCCUUCCAUUGAUUUAAUCAAAACAUCCAUGGUACAUACAUUAAAAAAGUUUAUUUUGGAUGAUGAAGGUUUAGAUCUAAAGAUUUCAAAAAGAGGCAUGCUUCCUCUUGGUGGAGGAGAAGUAAUUUUCAAAUGUCCGGUGAGAAAACAAACCAGACCUGUUCAAUUACUAAAAAGUGGAAUGGUUAAAAGAAUCAGAGGCACUGCAUAUGCUUUAAGAGUUUCUCCAGCCAUAGCAAACAGAAUGGUAGAUAAAGCAAAAGGUGUUCUCUUGAAUUUUAUUCCAGACGUUUACAUAAAUACUGACCAAUGUAGAGGCAAACAGUCAGGGAACAGCCCUGGUUUUGGGAUUCAUCUUGUGGCUGAAACUACUGAUAAUGUUUAUUAUUCAGCAGAGCAGGUAUCGAAUGUUGUAUCCAAUGGGGAGGACCCUUCAAUUCCAGAAGAUUUAGGAACAGCUGCAGCACAAAGACUUCUAUAUGAAAUAUACCUUGGGGGUGUAGUAGAUUCCUCAUCACAGUCCUUGGCUAUCUUAUACAUGGCUUUAGGAGAUAAAGAUGUAUCAAAACUUAUAACUGGUCCAUUAUCUGAAUAUUCCAUCUGGUUUUUAAGGCAUUUAAAAGACUUUUUUGGAGUUUCAUUUAAAUUAGAACCAUAUGACGAUGAAGAACAUGAUAAUAAAAGUGGUUCUUCAAAAGUAUUAUUAACUAGUGUAGGAAUUGGUUAUACUAAUAUAAGUAAAAGGACAAUUUAA